AUGGAGAAAGACUUGCGGCUGCGACUCGUGGUGCGGCGCCACGGCGUGCCUGACGUCAAGCUCCUCUGGAAUGCGACCGCCAAUGAGGAUCUGACCAUCUCGAAACUUGUCGCGGAAGUCAACGAGGUGAUUCCCCUCGAAAGCGGCGAAUGGGGCCUCGAGGAUUACGCCGUGGAGCUUAAGGAUGCCUCCGGCGACGGCUUCGAGUGCGUCCACUACCACCUCGUCUCCAAGGUGCUCAAGGAAGAUGACCAAGUCCUCAUCCGACCUCUCCUUACCGACGAUCUCAAGAGGCGAAAGCUCAGCGGCAGGCACCAGAUAUCAUCCGAUGGCAGACACUUGGUGGAUGGCCUCGCCUACGGACGCUCAUGGCUCAAGCCCCCCCGCGACCGACCGAACGUGGCCCUUCCGCCAAGGAAGAAGGCUCGCAUCACCUACAGCAGCGAUGACGAAAACGAUUCCCCGUCGGAAACCAGCAAUGAUACAGAGCUUCCCAUGAUCGAGUACGAUUCGUCGACGAGAGCCCAUCAAGACCCUUCGAGCGUCAAGCUUCGCGCCCGCUUCUACGACGCCGAAUCAGACGGAGAUGAAGAAGGUGACGACGAAUUCGAGCCCGGCGCAGAUGGCGACGACGAUGAGGAUAUGGGCAGCGAGGACGAUGAGAUACGAGAGGAGCUGCGUCUCAUCAGCGAAGACAACGCCGCCGUUAGAGAAGGUGACCUCCUCGAGGAGUUGCGCAGCAUUCGUGGCAAGAGGGCAUCGAGCGGAUCGCGGGAGACCUUACAUUCGACCCCGCCCCGUCGCGCAUCCCCUGUGGCAUCGGCCAACAAUGCUUUGGUCAGGUCUGCAACCAGGACGUCCACAGGCAUGGACUUUCUCGACAAGAUCAUAGCUUUGAGAGCUGCGUUCCCCACUGCACCCUUCGCCAUCGUCGAGCCAACAUUGCUCAGGUGCGACUCAGACCCGGAAAGAGCAUACCGCAAGCUUUCGAAGAAGUUCAGCGCCCAGCUUGGUAUUCUUCAAAUGCUGGAGCGCCAGGAGAGAAGCCUGUCCAGCAGCCCCAUUCGGCAUAGCGACCGUAACGAAGGACGUGAGCUGGUGCUCAGAGAAACGAGUUCUGAGGAAGACUCUGACAGCGCAGCGAACGAGCUUGAGGAACACAUGAGCAACGAGCUGAAUGACGACAGCGACGAGGCGUCUGAGACCCUCAACCACAACACUCAUCCUGAUUCAAAGGAUGAAAAGGACGAGCUGUCCUCCGAAUCGUCUGACUCUGAAUCCAGCUCUGAAUCGAGUGCGGUAGCGUCCGAGUCGGAUUCUGAUCAAGAGAUGGAUGACGUGGACAAAAGCUCAGAAGACUCUUCCUCCGAUGACUCUAGCGAGUCUGGAGAAGAAGCAUCCGUAUCGGACGACAAUUCAGAGGCUGCCGACCAGGAUAUACCUGAAGAGUCUGGCUCAGACUCUGGCAGUGAUGGUUCAAGGGCUGUCGCAGACAGGCGGUCCUCUGAAGGUGCACCUGCCGACGUGGAUAUGGACUCAUCUUCGGGCUCGUCAUCCGACUCUUCGUUAGACUCGCCGUCCGAUUCUUCAGAGUCUGACGAGGAAAGCAGCAGCGACGAUUCCAGCUCGGACUCAGACUCCGACUCCGACUCCGGACCUGAAGAAAUACCUGCUACAACUUUGAGCAAGCAGUAUCAGACUUUGCAGCCCGUCAUAACUCCAGAGCCAACCAAGGCAACUCCUGCGGUCGCCCCAGUUGUCCACACGCCAACUGUCCCUCCCGGCCAAGGCCUGACUAAAACUCAGAAGAGAAAUGCUAGGCGUAAACUUGCCAAGCAGUCCGCGGCGCAGGGCAGUUCAGUAUCAGGACAGAUCAGCAGAGAGCCGUCCCAGAUGACAGCCCCCGAGACUCCAGAUGACAUUGCAGUCCUUUUGGCAAGGAAGAAGGCGUUGCUCGAGGCUUUCGUAUCAGAUGCGCCUGAGGAGUCUCAGAGCCAAGAGAAGUCGCCCGAAAUCCCAGAUUCCGCUCCUCAAGACUCCUCGCAAGUUGAGCACGCUGAGGCUUCUCAAAACCCCUCUACUCAAGAGGAAUCUGCCCAGCGCCGCAUGAAGCCCAAUGUCGGCGCUGCGAGGCGCAUGCUGAUGGGAUCCUUGGGUCUCAAGAACCCAAAGACCAAGGCCGAUGAGGACAAGAUCAGGCAAGAACUGAUGAAAGGCGUGCGACCGCACACCAAUGCACGUCUGACGGAAGCAUCGCAGUCUGGCGAAUCCGCCCAGACUCAAGAAUCGGUAGAGGAAGAUCCCGAAGCCUGGCGCGAGAAAAUCGCUUACCGAGCCGUAGAAUGCUGCCACGAGGGUGUCGAGCUCUCGGAACCGCCAUUUCCUUUUGUCCAGCGGUGGGACCCCCAACAGCAAGUGGAGGAAUGGUUUGGUUCGAAGAAUAAGCGCGGGGGCAAACGUAAGCGCGUACAGCGCAAUCAAGCUCAAUUUUAUGACGACGGGGACUCUCAAUCGUCGAAGAAGCGUCGGGUAGAGGGUGAUGACAGCAUCAUGACCUUCUCGGAGGGGGUUGAGGAAGGAGACACAACACUGAACUACGACGACCCGGUCGAGGAACCGGCCGCGCCAAAGCCCCGACCUGAGGAGAGCCAGAUGACGGAUGUCGAGGAUCUGCCCUCGUUGCCGGACGACCUGACCACACUUCCGGAACUUCGGCCAGGUGCGGCCAAGGCUGGCAUGGUUAUCACAUGGAAACAAUGGGUUUUGUCGACUCAAACUAAUUGGCAACCCGAAGUUAUCAACGUCACUGGUAUUUUGGUCAGAGUCUUCGACGAGGAUGCCACCGACUUUGAGUUCUUGCUGGCUCAACGAGACCGGGAUCAUGAUCGAAAAGAGAAGGUCUACGAUGAAAGCACCGGACAGCGUGUGUACGACCGUUUUGAGGCUCCAGACGACGAUGAGGACGACGAUGAGUCGGGUUUCGAUGACGGAUACCGCAGGAUCACGUUUGCGGAGCUGAUUGAGCCCAAGAUUCUUCAAGACCCUCUGGACGACAAGCAGAUGCCAGUCGUCAACGAAGAGUCGAGUGGCCCCACUGACAGCGUCAUUCACGAAACCGUUUACGACACCCAGAGCCAGCUCUCUCAGUUCCCUGGAAAGAACGCCAGCCCGCCCGAGGCGGAUGAAGAUGGAAGUCAGUCAAAAAUCGAUGCAGAGGAUGAUCAGGCCAAGGCUAACACGGGUGAUGGACAGUCUCAGGUCGUUGCUGAGCAUGAUGAGAUGGUCGUCGACACUUCGGAACAGGAUCAAUCGACCUCAAACCCUGAGCCACCAGUUGACGAUGCACAGCCCGCAGAUUCUAUUGAAGACGAAGCUGAUGAAGACGACGUGGCGACACCCAAAGCCAGUGCACAAGCUAAAGUCAAGAAUGUCGUUGUUGAAACGGAGGAAUCUCAGGAGUCGGGAACCAGCCAAGCCCCUACUGCAUUCUCAAUCUCUUCGGAUCGCCGCCAUGAAAUCAGUCUGAUGAUCGAGGAAGCGGGUUUCCGUAAAGACCUUUCCCCGUCUGUCUUGCAACGCAAAACAAGCAGUCCUACUCGCCAACUUAUGGAGAUGUCGGAGGCAGCCAACAGCCGAUCGUCCGAGGCUCCUGUACCCGAGGGGAGCUCCUUAAAGGAUACCACACCAGUCCCUCCUCAAAGCGACUCUAUCCCACCACCCUCCUCUGCGACUAGCGUCCGCAGCGGGCGGCAACCAGACGACGACUUCAGUUUCCAUACAGGUGGCGACGAUGUUCCAAUGAAUGACACUGGCGAUGGUUCACCAAUCUUGGGAGCCUCCACACCCAAGGCGAAUGUCCAGACGCCCCCUCGGCAGAACAAGUCGCCUGUUGAGCCAGGCACAACCGAGUCCUUCCCGUCAUUGGAAGACAUCUUUCUCGAAGCCACGCAACCAAGCACACAGAAUACGGAAAGUCCCUCCAAGUCACAAGUGUUCUCGGACAUCAAAUCCCGCAAGUCAAUUGUGAAGCUCGACACAGAUUACGAGGCUGCUAUGCGACGCAUUGACGAAGAAGGGGACGAGGGUGGUGAAGAGGAAGAGGAUGAUGAAGAGGACGAGGACGAUGGAGAGGACGAGGACGAUGGAGAGGACGAGGACGAUGGAGAGGACGAGGACGAUGGAGAGGACGAGGACGACGAGUCGCCGCGGGCCUUCAGGGGCACCCGCAAGCAGCUCUUUCCCAACUCAAGUCAGCCAGCUCCGUCCAGAUCGCCCGAAUUACCCGACAUGAGACCGAUGCCCAAGACGGCACCAUCAUCUUUCAGCGAGUCUCAAGAUGUUAAGCCAAAGAAGCCUUUCAUUCGAUUUACGAAGCGCAAGAGCCAGAGCUCUCCGUUUGUCAUUCCGGAUGGUUCCCAGGUUAUCUCGGUGUCAUCCUCGCCCGAACCGCCCAUAGAAGAGGAUUAUGCUGAAGACGAGAUUGAUGACGACUACCAGGAGAAAAGCAGUAGUCUACCGCAUGGGUCUGGCUGGGUGAAGAAGAACAAGCCUUCUCGAGCGAAGAGCAUGCCGCCGGCGAGAACAACAGCCAAUGCGGCAGUCGGAAGGAGGUCGAUCCCGCCCAGCUCCAUGCCGGCUAGAACGAAUACCAAGUCUCGAGGGCAACGCAAGUCUAUGACGAGGUUCUAG
This is a messenger RNA of Colletotrichum aenigma, 4689 nucleotides long. RefSeq lists its product as uncharacterized. NCBI's taxonomy places the organism in Eukaryota, Fungi, Ascomycota, Sordariomycetes, Glomerellales, Glomerellaceae. The transcript has 2 exons. The coding region runs from base 1 to 4689 and encodes 1562 amino acids. The record is from RefSeq and is a predicted model, not a curated record.